AAGACUUUAAUCUCCAUGCAUUUACAGUUCGUUUGUGGAUCUGCAAUCAGAAUGAAAGCCGCCUUCAUCCUCCUUGUGUGUCUCCCCUUCUUGUUCGCCGGACCGGCGGAGGAAGCCGCGCUUAAGGCGUACAAAAGAAUGACUCCUGAAGAAAGGCUUUCAGUCCACCAGGCUGUUGAUUCUAUCAAGCACUGGUUCGCCAGCCACGGAACUGCUCUCUCUGCUGGAUCCUGUAGCAUUGUGUGCGCUUCCGCCACCGCUCUGGAAACCAUGGGGAUGUCAGCUCCAAUCUGCGCUGCAGCAUGUGCUUUGAUCGGACUCAUUGGCUAAGAACAAAAUAAACAAUUACAAAACAUU
This is a messenger RNA of Magallana angulata, 357 nucleotides long. RefSeq lists its product as uncharacterized. Bases 16 to 330 code for a protein of 104 amino acids. Lineage: Eukaryota; Metazoa; Mollusca; Bivalvia; Ostreida; Ostreidae. The record is from RefSeq and is a predicted model, not a curated record. The transcript has 4 exons.